ACACUUUCCGACAUAUCGAAAUUUUUAUAUGCUAAUUUAUAAGUAUUAUAACAGCAUCACAUCUUUAAUUAUAACAAAUAAAUAUGAACCAAAGUGAGACCAAAGUAUUUCCAAUAAUAUUAGCAUAGACAAAGUAAAUAGUCAUUACUGAGUGUAGUUGACAGUUGUUAUGAAUUUGUAGUCGUAUUUCCAAAGCAAAACUGAUAUAAAAGCAAAAGAAAAUAAUUAAAUAAGCAUGACCGAUAUAGUUAAACCUGAUGUGAUAUGGAUAGAAGGUAGAUGUUAUCGAGUUAACGACCCUACAUCGGAGGUAACUUCAUUGCAAGAACACGAUACGUAUGAGAAUGACACUCCUAUCAAUGAUUUGGAUGAUGAAUAUGAUGAUGAUAAUGUUGAGGUUGUUAUGAUGGAUGAUUCCAGGUUUUGCACAAAUUUACAUGUUUCUAAGCACUACAUGGGAUAUAUUAUUGGAAAAAAAGGUGCUGUGAAAUAUAGAAUUGAAAGAGAUACUCGAACACAAAUAAAAGUUCCAAAGCCAGGGCAGGCCGGAGACAUAGUCAUUUUGGGACAAUCCCCAUCUAGUGUAAAAGCUGCAAGAAGAAGAAUAAAUAUCAUUGUGAUGUCAUCAAGAAUGAAGCAAAGGCCCACACAUUUUAUAUCAAUUCCAAUGAAUAAUUCAAAUAUUGUAGCAAAUUUUGAAAGAUUCAAAGCAGAAGUACUAAAAGAGUGUCCCAAUUUUGAUGAAUCUCUAUUCAUACGAGCACAAAAAUUACACAUAACAAUGGGCGUGAUGUGUUUAAUGGACAACGAGGAGAGAUUGUUGGCAUCAAAACUUCUUACUGAAGCUAACGAGAAAGUUAUUGCACCUUUAUUACAAAGUCGAGCACCUCCAAAAAUCAAAUUGAAAGGACUAUCGUAUAUGAAUGAUGACCCAAAGCAAAUUGAUGUGUUAUAUGGAAAUGUCCAAGAAGAGGGCCACCCCACCGGGUUUUUGCAGAACUUGGGAGAUUCAUUAGUGGAUCAUUUCUACAAAGCAGGUAUCAUGGAUCGAGAUCACGGGAGAGAAAAUAUUAAAUUGCACGUUACAUUGAUAAACUCCAAGUACAGGGGCCAGUCGGAUGCAAAUAUCGAUAAUGCUACAAACCAUAGUAGAAGGUCGAGGCAAAGCUUUGACGGUUCUCAAAUUCUGAACAAAUUUUCUGAAUAUGACUUUGGUGUAAUGGAGUUAACUGAAAUACACAUUUCACAGCGGUAUGCUAUCGGCACGGAUGGAUAUUACCAACCCACUUUUGUUUUAAGUCUUAAUUAACUUUAGUGACAAUAAACGUUUAUACGAAACGUA
Manduca sexta (tobacco hornworm) is the source of this 1342-nucleotide messenger RNA. Its product is annotated as activating signal cointegrator 1 complex subunit 1. The record is from RefSeq and is a predicted model, not a curated record. The transcript has 8 exons. Gene Ontology annotation, molecular function: RNA binding. Bases 236 to 1309 code for a protein of 357 amino acids. Gene Ontology annotation, cellular component: nucleus. NCBI's taxonomy places the organism in Eukaryota, Metazoa, Arthropoda, Insecta, Lepidoptera, Sphingidae. Gene Ontology annotation, biological process: DNA alkylation repair; regulation of DNA-templated transcription.